Messenger RNA from Scaptodrosophila lebanonensis, 2376 nucleotides. Its product is annotated as mucin-5AC. Gene Ontology annotation, cellular component: plasma membrane. The record is from RefSeq and is a predicted model, not a curated record. The transcript is spliced from 6 exons. The coding region runs from base 1 to 2376 and encodes 791 amino acids. NCBI's taxonomy places the organism in Eukaryota, Metazoa, Arthropoda, Insecta, Diptera, Drosophilidae. Gene Ontology annotation, molecular function: protein binding.
AUGAGCGGCUCGAAGGCGCGUCUCGAAGAUGCCACCAGCUUAAGCAUGACUAAUGAGGCAGCAGCAACUGUGGCAGCAACAAACGGAUUAAGACGUCAGCCCACAAAAUAUCCACAUGGCCUCAACAUAACAGUACAAACGUUGGCCAAUAAACAUGCCGAUGCUGAUGAUGUUGCUGCUGAUGCCGAUGCCGAUGUCGAUGCUAUGGCUGCUUUCGAUGAUUACUCGCGUGCCUCAACGUUGCGCAGUGACGUCACUGCGUGCUGGAGUGAAACACAAAAAUAUAAAAUCAACAUGAUGGGCAGUUCCGAAACAUUGGCCGAGCUACAGGUACGCCGCUAUAAGUAUCCACUGACAGCCAAUUAUUAUUUAAACGCUGCUGCCGGUGGUGCGGGCGGUGGCGGCGGCGGCGGCGUUGGAGGGCAGAAGCCAACGCCACGCUUGCUGCUCGCUUAUGUGAGGCACGCUUGUCGCUGGAAAUAUAUGCGCUGGCCCAUCAUAUUUCUGGCCAGCGUACUGCUCUUCUUCGGGCUCAUCACCUAUUGCCUCUGGCUGCACGAUGUGAGUGUGGCACGUGCGCGCUAUUUACAAAGGCGCUUUGAGGCAAGCAGCACCACGACCAGCAGACCAGCCACAACAACAACCACAUCAACAAUGGAGCACGAUGCGGAAAUGCAACGACUUCAACAGCAGCAACAACAACAGUCAAGCACUGAGCCAACGCUGGAGCUGAGCGUCGAGGAUGAGGACUAUGAUGAUGCCCUGCAGCCAGCGGAUAGCAUACGCUUCACGUCGGGGCACCAGAACAGCUUUGGGGUUCCCAUAGAGCAUGACACGCGCAUGCUGCAGCUGCUCAAAGAUUUACUCUCCAAGCAAACGACAACAACAUCACCAACAACAACAACAACGACACCCGCAAGCAAUGUGCGCCCCUUGACGCGCGUGUCACCCACGCUGCCUCCACCGUCUCCGGCUGGCGGGAAGCCGACAGCUUCCAUGACCACCACAAUGUCUAGCAGCGCGGCUGGUGGUGGCGGCAACAACGGCAACGGCAACAACGGCAACAGCGGUCUCUGCUACUCCACCACGUUGCCAAUGUGCCGUGGCGUGUUGGACUACGAUUUGACCUAUAAUGAGAGUGCGGCGCCACGGGACUCCUUGGCCAUGGCCGCCUACGAGCAGCUAAUUAAUGCCAACUGCUCAGCGCGCUCUGUAGAGUUUAUUUGCGCCGCUCUGGAGCCCGAAUGUCGACCCUCGCAUAUUGGCCAACUGCCGCCGUGUCGGCGCAUUUGUAAAGCCAUACUGGAGGCCUGUUCCAUUGUCAUUGCCGGCUCGGAUCCUCUCACUGAGCUCUUCGACUGCAAUUUGUAUCCGGAUGCGCAUGAGGUGAACAAAUGUGAGGAUCCGACACGACGACGUGACUACUGCUAUGAUAACGAGUUUGAAUGCGAGGAUGGCUCCUGCAUUCCACAGCAGUGGCAGUGUGAUAACAUCAAGGAUUGCACGGGUGGGGAGGAUGAGGUGCAGUGUCUGGUGUGCGAACAGCAGGACGAGUUCCGUUGCCGCUCCAAUGAGAAGUGUGUGCCGGAUUCAGUGCGUUGCGAUUUGAAUUUCGAUUGCUUCGAUGGCAGCGAUGAAGAGGAUUGUGACGACUAUGGCUCCGGCGAGACAGCGCCAUUUGAUGAGGCCGAGCUGAAUGCAUUUCCCCGAAUAUUUUCCUAUGCCAGUUUUUUGUCACCCAAUCAAACAGAUGAGAAGCUAUACACUUAUAUUACUGCGACCACAGAUGAGGAGGCAGGCACGGAGACCAAGUAUCAGGUGCAUCGAGUAGCGGCGCCGAACACCAAUAGCACUGUCGACGAGACCCCCGCCCCAGGUGCUCCCAAGGGUUUUGUGAAUUUUCGCGACAGCAAGGAGAUCAUGAUGACCAGCGAUUCGGAGAACAAAUUCAAAUACUCGGCCCAACGCGCCAAUCGUACUUCGAGCAAGUUCAGCAUCAGUUCGACGCCGCUGCGUACCGCUGCCUCUGCGCAGGCGCAGCAACGGGUUGUAGCAAGUACUGUGGCCACGCCCACACGCACUAGCACCAGCCAUAGAACUCUGAAGACCUGUGCGCCACACGAGCUGCGUUGUGUGAGUGGCAAGUGCAUUACGGUCAGUCAGCUGUGUGAUAAGCAAAUUGAUUGUCCCGAUGCUGCCGAUGAACUAAUGUGUGUCUAUAGGGAUCGUUUGAACGCUAGACGUGGCCUUAAUGCAACCACCACAAGUAGCAGCACCACAACCACGCCUGCAACCACAACUAGCACAACAACAACGACUACCACAAGACGCACAGUACGCACCACAAUUAAUCGAAGUCGAAAACCCAAAACCUAG